This is a messenger RNA of Wallemia ichthyophaga EXF-994, 1002 nucleotides long. RefSeq lists its product as uncharacterized. Gene Ontology annotation, molecular function: L-malate dehydrogenase (NAD+) activity. The coding region runs from base 1 to 1002 and encodes 333 amino acids. NCBI's taxonomy places the organism in Eukaryota, Fungi, Basidiomycota, Wallemiomycetes, Wallemiales, Wallemiaceae. Gene Ontology annotation, biological process: malate metabolic process; tricarboxylic acid cycle. Gene Ontology annotation, cellular component: cytoplasm. The record is from RefSeq and is a predicted model, not a curated record. The transcript has a single exon.
AUGGUUUUAAUUAAAGCAGCUAUCUGUGGUGCAGGCGGUGGAAUUGGUCAGCCAUUAUCCCUCCUCACUGCGCAAAACCCACAUAUCGGUGAAGUCUCUCUGUUUGAUGUUGUCCCAUCAGUACACGGUGUCGCUGCCGAUUUAUCCCACUUGGACGGCACAGCUGUUGUAAAGGGCUACACUAAGGAGAAUGAUGGUUUGAAGCACGCUCUCACCGGUGCAAAUGUCGUCAUUAUACCUGCAGGUGUUCCACGUAAGCCUGGGAUGACUCGUGAUGACCUCUUCAAGAUCAACGCAUCUAUUUGCCGUGAUUUGGCCACUGGUAUUGCCGAUUACGCUCCAGAUGCCAUCGUCGGUGUCGUAUCAAACCCUGUCAACUCCACCGUUCCUGUCUUUGUUGAGACUCUCAAAGCAAAGGGCGUCUUUAACGCUCGCAAGGUCUUCGGUGUCACCACCCUCGAUAUCGUUAGAUCAUCCAAGUUCGUCGCUGAGGUCCUCGGUAAGCCUAACGAGGCUCCUCAAUACACUAUCCCUGUUAUCGGUGGUCACUCAGGCAAAACUAUCAUACCUGUUAUCAGCCAGUCUCAGCCAAAGGUCGAUAUCUCCGGCGACAAACUCAACACUCUCGUCAACAGAAUUCAAUUCGGUGGUGACGAAGUUGUUAAGGCUAAAGAUGGUGCUGGUUCAGCGACCCUUUCAAUGGCAUACGCUGGUUCUAAGUUUUUGAACGCUGUCGUUAGCUCCGUCUACGCUGAUAAACCUAGCGUCAUCCAAGCUUACGUAUACCUCCCUGAGUUGCCAGGUGGUGACGCCAUCAAGAAUGACAUUGGAAAGGAUGUCUCUUACUUCUCCGUUUCCCUCCAGCUCGGUAAGAGCGGUGUUGAGAAAGUUCUCCCUGUUGGUCCACUCAGCGACUACGAGAAGGGUCUCCUUCAAGAGGCUCUCCCUGAAUUAGACGCUUCCAUUGUCAAGGGUGUUGGUUUCGGAAAGAGUUCACUUUAG